Morone saxatilis (striped sea-bass) is the source of this 2595-nucleotide messenger RNA. RefSeq names its product thyrotropin-releasing hormone receptor b (gene trhrb). The coding region runs from base 65 to 1273 and encodes 402 amino acids. The record is from RefSeq and is a predicted model, not a curated record. Lineage: Eukaryota; Metazoa; Chordata; Actinopteri; Moronidae. Gene Ontology annotation, biological process: phospholipase C-activating G protein-coupled receptor signaling pathway. Gene Ontology annotation, cellular component: membrane. The transcript is spliced from 2 exons. Gene Ontology annotation, molecular function: thyrotropin-releasing hormone receptor activity.
UCAGGAAGCAACAAACCCGCUGAUCGGUCAAUUUUUCCUCGGAUAUUUGAGCUAAAACAACAAGAUGGAAAACUUUACAACAGUUCCAGAGCUGAACCACACUUUGGGGAACUGGACGGACUACAGUAUCCAGUACAAAGUGAUAAGCAGUGUGCUGCUUUUCGUGAUUUGUGCUCUAGGAAUCGUUGGCAACGUUAUGGUCAUCCUGGUGGUGCUCACCACCAAACACAUGAGAACUCCAACCAACUGCUACCUGGUGAGUUUGGCUGUGGCUGAUCUGAUGGUGCUUACUGCGGCUGGUGUACCCUCCAUCACGGACAGUAUCUUCGAAACUUGGGUGUUUGGCCACUAUGGGUGCCUCUGCAUCACCUACUUUCAGUAUCUCGGGAUCAACGCCUCAUCUUGCUCCAUAACAGCGUUCACCAUAGAGAGAUACAUCGCCAUCUGCCAUCCGAUUAAAGCUCAGUUUCUGUGCACCCUGUCCAGAGCAAAAAAGAUCAUUUUAUUCGUUUGGGCUUUUACUUCUCUUUACUGUGUGAUGUGGUUCUACCUGUCAGACAUCCAGGAGCUGGUGUACGACAACAUGACCAUCAUCACCUGCGGCUACAGAGUCCCCAGGAAGUUUUAUUUACCCAUUUACUUUUUUGAUUUCGGCGUCUUUUUCGUGUUGCCGCUGCUGCUCUCUGCGGUCUUGUACGGACUCAUCGCCAGGAUCCUCUUCCUCAACCCGCUGCCCUCAGACCCCAAAGACAAGAAGAAGAACGGACACAACAACCACAACGUGAACAACAGAACCAGCUGCAAGAACUCCCGUCACUCCAGCUCCACCGCGACCUCCCGCAGACAGGUUACCAAGAUGCUGGCUGUGGUGGUGAUCCUGUUCGCCACACUCUGGAUGCCGUACCGCACUCUGGUGGUGGUCAACUCCUUCCUGGACCAGGCCUACCUGGACAACUGGUUUCUGCUUUUCUGUCGGAUCUGCAUCUACCUCAACAGCGCCAUCAACCCGGUCAUCUACAACGCCAUGUCUCAGAAGUUUCGCGCCGCUUUCCGCAAGAUCUGCCGCUGUGGGAGGAAAGGCUUGGACAAACCCACCACCUACAGUGUGGCCCUCACGUACAGCGCAGUGAAGGACACGUCGAUGGUGGAGAGCACUGAUCACUUCACAACAGAGCUGGAGGAGCUCACCGUCACAGAUGAACUGCUGACUGAUCAGAAAAUGAUGUUCCCAGACCCUUGUGUGUACGGGAAGGUGAAUUUUAGUGACGCCUGAGAGCCUGAGAGUCAGUGGAGGAUUAAAGAGUUUUAAAAUGUUAUUUAAUGGAGUCUGUUAAGUGGGGACAUUGUUUCCUGAGUGCCUGCUGAUCUUUUCAAAGCCAGGUGGCUGUAGCUAGAGAUGUAAACACAGAUUACAGCCACUGAUGCAUAUUGACAGUCUUUGAGGCACAAAGCCAAACACGCUCUUCAUCGAGAAAGAUACCGGACAUUGUAGAGCAACAAACAUCGACAGAUAAGCACUAGCUAACACGCAUAGCUGUUAUCUUAUCUCGGACCUACCCACGUAAUAUACUAUGUAUGAGUCAAUAAAACAUGAAUGUGAACAAAAACACAAUUUCCACCUCAGAUAUUUGGUGUUGUGCCAUAGUGCAGUUCAGCACAGACUCAUUUUCUGAUCUUUAAAGCUGCACAGGGCAGCAUGGCAAGAACUGGCAAGGUCUGACAUAAUGUGAACUCCAUUUCCAGAAAUCCUGCAGUGUGAGAGUCAGUAAACUGCUCUAAACACAUUCACGUUUACCAACACAGCCGGUCAGCGAUGCUCUAAAACCAAAGGAUACCAAAGAGAUGACAGAAACCAAAAUAACAGCAACAACUCCGGCUUGGAAUUCAGUUUUCAUUCACCAUUUUCCAAGAGUGAACUGAUCGUACUGUACAUAUUAAAAUUCAUGAUGGGACAUUUUUCAGUUUCAGACAGACUUUUGGAUUUAAAGUGAGGAUUAGAGUUAUUUUCACACCAAAAAAAACCCCACCUCACCCUGUGCAGCUUUAAUAACUAAAUGUCAUUCUGCCCCCCUGUUGUGUUCAGAGCAGGUGGUCCAUUAAAGGGUGAGUCACACCUGAACCUUCACGGACAAAACAGGCCCUAUUUUUAUUGUGAAGGACAUGUAUGUGGCCUUGAGCACAAUGUGGAAACCAAGACAGACUGUGCUGAGUGUGUUCUGGACGCUGGGGUUAAGUCUUCAUAAGGUCUCUGGAUUUGCGUGUUGAGAUUUCCCACCGCUAAUGACGAACAGAGCGUUUACUGACAGAGAGGAGAAACAAAACUAUAUAAAGUAACUUGAAUUUAAAAAAGUGCCAUAAUGAUGUUUAUUAUGUGUUGUUAUAGCUUCCAUAGCUUCAUCCUGUUUCUAAUAAGGCAUUAUUUAUAUUUGAUUUAUUAUAUUAUAUUAGGUGGGUCUAUAAGUUGUCACUAAUGGCUUUAUUUAUAGGCAGGAAAGCAUUGUAUAAAGCUUAAUAGAUAAAGCCACGUGCAAGAACAACCUCUGGACUGCCAGGUAUCCCUUUGGUUGCUGUGUACGCCUGCAUAACUUGAUUGGU